GUCACCAUUAAAACGCAUUGCUCGCAGUUAGCGUAAAAAUCUACGUUUCAAUCACUCUAAAUAUUUUAAUAGAUAAUGUUAUCGCAAUUGCGUAAUUUAACAGUGAAACAUAAUUUUAUAAAUUCAAAAAAUAUGAGCCAAUCAUCAGAUUUUUUAUUCAGACAGUUUUUUGAUCCAGCAUCAUCAACUUAUACAUAUUUAUUAGCUGACGUCAAGGCCAAAGAGGCGAUAUUGAUCGAUCCAGUUAUAGAAUGGGCCGAACGAGAUUCAAAGAUUAUCAAUGAAUUGGGUCUCACGUUAAAAUAUGCUAUGAACACGCAUUUGCACGCGGACCACAUAACGGGCACUAGAAAAUUGAAAGAACUUCUCCCCAGCUGCAAGUCAAUUAUAUCGAGAGAUAGCAGCGCACAAGCAGACAUAUUACUAGAAUCUGGGGAUCAAGUGCAAUUCGGCAGGCACUGCUUAAAAGCUAAUUUAACGCCUGGACACACGAUCGGUUGCAUGACAUACAUUUGCGAAGAACAAGGAAUUGCGUUUACAGGGGAUACUCUGUUAAUACGAGGCUGUGGCAGAACAGAUUUUCAGGGUGGAUCUGCAGAGACACUGUACAAAUCGGUGCAUUCAGUGAUCUUCAAAUUACCGGAUUACUUUAAGCUCUAUCCGGCUCAUGAUUACCAGGGGCAAACGGUGACGACCGUCGCCGAAGAACGGCAGUUCAAUCCUAGACUAACCAAAUCCCUCGAGGAAUUCGUCGAGAUAAUGAACAAUUUAAAUCUGUCAUAUCCGAAAAUGAUUGAUAAAGCUGUACCAGCAAAUAAAGUUUGCGGACUAUAUCAAGUAAAAUAAGAAAAAUAAAACAUAAAAAUUUUUCAUUUUUUCAAUGUACAAUGAAAUUACGAAUAUGAUUGAACCGUAUCAUUAUAAAUGUUACCUUCAAUACAUAAUAUAAUCUUUAUAU
Messenger RNA from Ceratosolen solmsi marchali, 958 nucleotides. RefSeq names its product persulfide dioxygenase ETHE1, mitochondrial. Bases 76 to 846 code for a protein of 256 amino acids. The record is from RefSeq and is a predicted model, not a curated record. Gene Ontology annotation, biological process: hydrogen sulfide metabolic process; glutathione metabolic process. The transcript is spliced from 6 exons. Gene Ontology annotation, cellular component: mitochondrion. Gene Ontology annotation, molecular function: sulfur dioxygenase activity. Lineage: Eukaryota; Metazoa; Arthropoda; Insecta; Hymenoptera; Agaonidae.